Molecule: messenger RNA, 1159 nt
Organism: Oryza sativa Japonica Group (Japanese rice)
Lineage: Eukaryota; Viridiplantae; Streptophyta; Magnoliopsida; Poales; Poaceae
Molecular function (GO): 3'-5'-RNA exonuclease activity; nucleic acid binding
Source: RefSeq, a predicted model, not a curated record
CACGCGCCGCGCCAACCUCUCGCAACUAACCACGCCACGUAUGCCGGGUCGCACCCAACCCAAACCCAAAGGUCGCUAGGAACUCGCUACUACUCCCACCCACCCACCGAUCAUGUUCGCGCCGACGUUCGCGGUGGCCGCCGCUCUGGCGCCGCCGCCGCCUCGAGGAGGCGGAGGCGGAGGAGGGGAGUUCGACCACUUCGUGGUGGUGGACUUCGAGGCGACGUGCGAGAGGGGCAGGCGGAUCUACCCGCAGGAGAUCAUCGAGUUCCCCGCGGUGCUCGUGGACGCCGCCACGGGCCGCCUCGUGUCCGCGUUCCGCGCCUACGUCCGCCCGCGCCACCACCCGCGGCUCACCGACUUCUGCCGCGAGCUCACGGGGAUCGCCCAGGGCGACGUCGACGCCGGGGUGGGCCUCGCCGAGGCGCUCCUCAGGCACGACGAGUGGCUGCGUGCGGCCGGGGUCGUCGAGGGCGGCGGGCGGUUCGCCGUCGUCACGUGGGGCGACGCCGACUGCCGCACCAUGCUGGAGCAGGAGUGCCGGUUCAAGGGCAUCGCGAAGCCGGCCUACUUCGACCGGUGGGUCGACCUCAGGGUCCACUUCGAGGCGGCGUUCGGCGGCGGCGGGCAGCGGGUGAAGCUGCAGGAGGCGGUCAGGGCGGCGGGGCUGGAGUGGGUGGGGCGCCUGCACUGCGGCCUCGACGACGCCUGCAACACGGCGCGCCUCCUCGUCGAGCUCUUGCGCCGCGGCGUCCCCAUCUCCAUCACCGGCUCGCUGCCGGCCGCGCCGCCGCCGCUUGAGCAAGCUCGUAAGCAGCAGCAGCAGCAGGAGAUGCAGCAGCUGCUCGUCCCGUGCGGCGCGGCGGUGUGCUGCUACUGCGGCGUGGCGAGCACGGGAGGGGUGAUGGCGAUGCCGGGGUCGACGCAGCGGCGGUGCUUCUACGGCUGCGGCAACUGGACGGCGGUGUCCGGGGCGACGUGCCCCUUCUUUCUCAUGGGCGGCGUAGUGGAUUGUCCUAUAAAUUAGCAACUCUGUGCUGGGAAUUCUUACACACAAAAAAAAAUAUUAUGUAAUCAAAUUACAACAGAUAGCCUUUUUUCAUGUUCAGUUUCAGUUUCUGAUCUAAAUGAAAUUAUAGGAGUACCAUUUUUUGCUGAA